AUUAAUUCGAGAUUUUUGUUUUUCGUAGUGUAAUUAAAGAAUAAGAUCAGUCGCUUAAUAUUUGAUGAACGAAUGAUUCUCCAGCCAGCAUGGGAAAAGUGCGGAAAAUUAAAAAUGGGCCGACUCCUACUGGCGGUAACUAUACGACAUGGGACGCGGCGUCGACGCAGCUCCUGCUGAAUUCGUGGGAGGAGAACGUUAGGGAAUGGCGCGGUUCAACAGCAACAACAAAUGUACAAAUGUACAGGAAAAUUGCCAGCAAAUUGUCCAAAUAUCACGGUGAAAUUAAAACCAAAGUUGAUAAUAUGAAAAGGAAAUAUAGAAUCGAACUGACAAAAAUUGACAAAACUGGGGAACCAUCUUCUUGGGUAUAUUUCAAACAAAUGGAAAUUAUAUUAAAAGAUUCAAUAUCAUUCAACCUGCCACAGGAUGACAAUUUUGAUUUUUCCCCUUGGGAUGAUGAUUCGGACAGCAGUAGGCAUUCAGAUUUCUGGACAAACAACUAUAAUGAACAACCAAAAAUCCAAACCACUAAAAAAGAUGAUUCUGUAACAAGUGAUUCAGAUUUGGAUUUGGACAAUGAACACUCAAAUAUCUAUAUAACAGAGACUGAAACCAAUCAUACACCUGAUAUAGAUGAUUCAGUGAAAUUAGAUUUGGAUUUCUCAACAAAUUCAGAUGCACCAGAACUUUAUAUCGAUGUUGAAGCCAAAUCAGUUGAUAUUUUGGCAAUAGAAGAGGCAAAGCUGGCUAUUCAGAAGGAGAAACUAAAAAUUUUGAAAAGUGUGGCUGAUGAAUUAUCGUCAAUUCACAGAGAGUUUCUUAAAGUCUAUAAACAUAAGUAAAUGGCCUUAAAGCAAACAAUUUGGCAUAAAUCCAGUAGAGAAUUUCCUCGGGUUUUUCAAUCUUUCACCCUACGAUUAAACUUUAAUAAAACUGGCUGGGAUAUUACAAUUAAAAAAGGUUAUGCAAAAGUAAUCUUAAUUUUACUCUUAUGUUAA
Drosophila innubila is the source of this 1001-nucleotide messenger RNA. RefSeq lists its product as uncharacterized. Gene Ontology annotation, cellular component: nuclear body. The transcript is spliced from 4 exons. Bases 90 to 845 code for a protein of 251 amino acids. The record is from RefSeq and is a predicted model, not a curated record. Gene Ontology annotation, biological process: positive regulation of DNA-templated transcription. Lineage: Eukaryota; Metazoa; Arthropoda; Insecta; Diptera; Drosophilidae.